AUGUCUGAAAGUGAAAUUUCAUUUGAUUUCAAUGAGGAUGACUCUGUUGAAGAAGUAAAGUCAUCUCAAAUGUAAAAUAAACCAGAAAGAUAAAUUAUGCCAUACUCCAAAAGUGAUAAAAAGGAUAAAAAAGAAAAAUUGAAGCAAUUACAAUAUACAAUACAAGGAUAAAAUUCAAGUAAAUAGUAAAUGACAAAGGAUUUGUUAUUCCUUUUAAAAUUUGAAUAGCAUAUGUUGAGUUCAAUUAAUAGUUUGCAUUAGAGAAUUAUGAGAUCUUUAGAAAAUGAAGCCCCCUCAAAUUGA
Molecule: messenger RNA, 303 nt
Organism: Paramecium pentaurelia
Lineage: Eukaryota; Ciliophora; Oligohymenophorea; Peniculida; Parameciidae
Source: the annotation of a GenBank genome assembly